Molecule: messenger RNA, 474 nt
Organism: Cooperia oncophora
Lineage: Eukaryota; Metazoa; Nematoda; Chromadorea; Rhabditida; Trichostrongylidae
Source: the annotation of a GenBank genome assembly
AUGUGGGGAAUGUGUCGUGACAAGUACGGAAGUGCAGUCGUCGCAGGAUUCUUCAAAGCUUUGGAACUGCUUAAACCGAAAAAUAUCAAGGUCGUGGGCUACAUGUGUAUGGUUCGGAACAGCAUAGGUUCGCAUGGAUAUACGACUGAUGAAGUGAUCACGGCACGAAGUGGAAAACGGAUUCACAUCUAUAACACAGAUGCAGAAGGACGGAUCACUAUGCUCGAUCCCUUGACGAGGGCUAAAGAAGAAGCUCUUAAUGAAGUGAAUCCUCACCUUAUGACAAUUGCUACUUUAACUGGACAUGCAGUGUUGACGUACGGGCACUAUGCUGCUAUUAUGGAUAACGGGCCAGCAAAGCGAAGUGGUUGGGCUCGUCGAAUCCAGGAUAUAGGAGAUAUUUAUGGUCAGCCUAUCGAAAUCAGUCGAUUGCAACCAGAGGCAAGUUUUAAAGAAGCUGUUGUUUCGACUUAA